AUGAGAUUUUUCAAAAGAUUUUUGUUAACCUUAACGGUUUUCAUUUACACUUUACGCUACUUGCAUUGUAAUGCAGAUUAUGCAUUGGACGAAUCAAAUUGUACUUGUCUGCGAAAUUUCUGCCAGUACUCAAAUGCUAACUAUUGGAAUGAUUAUUUAAUUGAACAUAAUGAAUAUUAUAAAACCGUGAUUAACCCAGUUGCCACAGAAAAUUAUAAUCUUUAUAUUAAACCUUACUGUUUAAUUGCUAGAGAAAAGUCUAAUUUAUACUACAAGUUAUAUUUGGAAGAACAUGUAAACAAUACCUUAAACAAUAAAUAUGUCGCCAGGGUAGCAGAAGAAUUUUUGGUUUUCAAAGAAUCACAUUGUCAUUAUUGGAAAAACCAUUCUGUUAAGUACCACGAUUGGAUAAAAUUAUUGCAUGAGAAAACUGAAAAUUAUAUUAAAAAUAUUAAGGUAAAAUUCAACUCUUUACAUGACAACUUGAAGGGUCAAUUUGAUGAAAUGAAGCAAGAUAUUCAUAAAAAUGUCAAAACUUUAACUAGCACCCUAUACACUUCUACAAGCACGGAAGAAACAUUAGUUCCAUCACCUGCAAGUCAUUCUAUCGAUACUAAAGUAGAAGAAGUUUCUGGAUCUCAUUUAAUAGAUAACAAAAAAACAGAUAACACAGCUGAUGAAAUUCAAACUACUCCCGAGCUAUCCGAAUGGGAGUUAGCACAAGACGAGUUUAAUGCUUGGUUUAAAUUAGUGGACACCAAAUCCUCUAAAGCUUGCAAAUUCUUGGAUCAAGAAGUUGAAGAUUAUUUAAACGAGAAAAUUGAACCUUGGGAACUCGAAUUGAAUGAAAAAAUAAACCAUUUCAGAAAGGAGAUUCACUUGCAAUUCAAUAAAUUAGUUAAAAAUAUUGAAGAUAUUGAUUGUACUUCAGAGGUGGAUGGAGAAACAGGCGAAGUUAUUUAUUUUGCCAAAAAUGGCGAAACGCAAUUAUCCCAAUAUAUCACUAGACCAUUUAUUUCAUCCUUGUUCAAAGAAAUUGAGUCCAAAUUUCAAGCAUUAGAAAAUAACAUUAGCACCAAUUUAACUAAUACAAUCGAUGAGCUUGACAAAAACAUUCAAGAAAUUCACGAACAUCAUGUAGAAUUAUAUGAAGAAUGGGGUGAUAUUAUGAUUAGUGAAUGGUCUAAAAGAAUGGCAUACAUCGAAGUAGUAGCAGCCCAUUAUGAUUCCGAAUCUGAUGAAGACUCAUCUCAAGAGUAUUGGAGAAACUUCUUGAAACUAAAAAAGAAAGUUAUUAGUAUUAGAGAUAACUUGGUAGAGCAUCAUAUUAAAGUCACUCCAUUGAACCAAUUCUUGGCAAAUGUUCAAAAUGAAUUGAAUAACAUUACUAAGGAGUCUAACGAAUAUCUUUUGGUUUUAAGAGCCAAAGCUAACUUAUUGUUUGAUGAACGUGAGAAACGUGAAGAAGAAGAACAUAACCAAAAGAUAAUUUUGCAGAGAAUGGAGAAUGAACGUAUUCAAAGUGAGCAAGAGGAGCGUAUCAAGAGCUUACAAAAGGAAGAGGAAGAAGCUGAAAAGUUGUUAGAAAAGGAGAUACAAGAAAAAGCUAGAAAGCAGGAAGAAGCUAGAAAGCAGGAAGAAGCUAGAAAGCAGGAAGAAGCCAGAAAGCAGGAAGAAGCCAGAAAGCAGGAAGAAGCCAGAAAGCAGGAAGAAGUUAGAAAACAAGAAGAAGCUAGAAAACAAAUGGGCUCACCACCACCGCCACAACAGCAACAAUAA
Vanderwaltozyma polyspora DSM 70294 is the source of this 1779-nucleotide messenger RNA. RefSeq lists its product as uncharacterized. NCBI's taxonomy places the organism in Eukaryota, Fungi, Ascomycota, Saccharomycetes, Saccharomycetales, Saccharomycetaceae. Bases 1 to 1779 code for a protein of 592 amino acids. The transcript has a single exon. The record is from RefSeq and is a predicted model, not a curated record.